Molecule: messenger RNA, 4376 nt
Organism: Monopterus albus (swamp eel)
Lineage: Eukaryota; Metazoa; Chordata; Actinopteri; Synbranchiformes; Synbranchidae
Gene: csf1rb
Product: colony stimulating factor 1 receptor, b
Exons: 22
Coding region: 37-3138 (1033 amino acids)
Biological process (GO): multicellular organism development; regulation of MAPK cascade; cell surface receptor protein tyrosine kinase signaling pathway
Cellular component (GO): plasma membrane; signaling receptor complex; CSF1-CSF1R complex
Molecular function (GO): macrophage colony-stimulating factor receptor activity; cytokine binding; growth factor binding
Source: RefSeq, a predicted model, not a curated record
UUCGACCUCAGUCUGAGCAACAACAGAGAGAGAGAGAUGUCGGUCCAUUUUCUGCUGCUGUCGAUCGCCCUCAGCUGCUGCUGUGCUGCUCAAGAUCCUUCUGGUCCUCCAUCAGUCCAUCUGAACUCUGGCUUUCUGCCAAACCAAAGUGAAGUGGUUCUGACUGCCAGGUCCAACUUCUCCCUCAGUUGCCAUGGUAAUGGCCCAGUCCACUGGUCCAGCACAGCAUUUCGCCUACUGUACCACAACGAACUGCCAAACCCAGUCAAGGUCAGGAGCGCAGACCCCAGGCACACUGGGACAUACCAUUGUGGAUACACCAACCAGAGCCUGAAACACCUUGACACCUGGAUUCACCUGUAUGUCAAAGACCCAUCCAACCCCUCUAGUGUGUUCGUCACUCCUCGCAGUGUCCCUGACGUCAGAGAAGGUCAGGACUUCCUGUUCAAAUGUCUGCUGACUGACCCAUCUGUCAAAAACCUCACCCUCCAAUCAGAGGGCAGUGCUGGGACCAGGGGACAGGGUCUGCCACAGGGCAUGAAUGUGACCAUUGACCCCCGAAGAGGAGCCUUAAUCCGAGACCUGCAGAGAUCGUUCAGUGGACGCUACAUCUGUUCAGGCUGGAAAGAUGGGAGACAAUUGAAAUCCAGUCCUAUCAACCUGCUGGUGGUCCCCAGGCUACAUCAUCCUCCCUUCCUGUCCGUCAGCCAGGAUCAAUUCAUCCGACUGGAAGGAGAAAAGUUUGAGGUCACAUGUAUGACCAGUAACCCCUCCCACGACUACUAUGUAACCUGGACACACCGGAAUACACAGAUGCUAAAUGUCACCGUCCAACGUUACUAUAGCAACCCUCGCCUGUACAUCAACAGCACUCUGAUGUUCUCUGCUGUCAGUCAAAAACACAGUGGGAACUACACCUGUACUGCGUUCAACGAAGCUGGCAUCAUCACAGCAACCACCCAGCUCAGAGUACUGGAUGGUCCCUACCUGAGGAUCUCCCUGCAGCCAAUGCAGCAUGCUAAUGCUAACACCAGGAACACAGAAGUCAAUGGAGACCUGCUUGCCGGAGAGCUAGAAGCUAACACAAGCAGUGGUUCAUUGGAAGUGAAUGGGGAAAUCACUGAAAACAGAACAACUGUGAAUAGCGUCAGUAGUGCUAAUAUUAGUGCCAGCACCAGGGUGGAGGUGUAUGAAGGUCAAGAUGUGACACUGACUUUUCUGAUGGAGGCAUAUCCUCCAAUCAGAGACUGGCACUGGACAACACCAGCACACGUCAACAAUGACAACAACACAGUGUACCAGGAGAGCUACACCGCUAAUGGCUACAGGUCAAAGGCCAGCCUGUCGCUGCGGCGUGUCCGUCAGGAGGAUCGAGGUCGAUACUCAUUUCAUUUGUCAAACUCGUUCUUCCGCGGCUCACAGAUUGUUGACCUCCGAAUCUACCGUUCUCCAAAUGCUGUCAUCACUCUGGUGAACAACACUCUGGCCUGCACCAGCCCUGGAUAUCCACUACCCACAAUCCUCUGGUACAUCUGCCCUGGUGUUCAUGACACGUGUGCCAAUGUCUCCACCUAUCAGGUGUUUCCUGGUAAUGUGACCUCACAGGAGGAGGAGGAGGAGGAGGAGGAGGUGACAAGACACCUCCCCCUGUCACCUGGUGAUGAUGUCACUGUUGAGUGUGCUGCCUACAAUAAGGUGGGGAUGUCGCGUGACAUCUUUAAGCCUCUGCUUUUAGGCCCUGUUGUUAAACCUCCAGCGUUAGUCACGCCAGCUCUCACUGGUCUUCUGAGUGCUGUCGCCAUCCUCCUCCUGCUCCUACUGGUCGUCUUUUACAAGUGGAGACAGAAACCCAAAUAUGAGAUUCGCUGGAAGAUCAUUGAGAGCACCAAUGGAAACAACUACACCUUUAUUGACCCCACCCAACUGCCGUACAACCACAAGUGGGAGUUUCCUCGAGAAAAACUCCACCUCGGUGCUGUUCUGGGAUCGGGGGCGUUUGGGAAGGUCGUUGAGGCGAGGGCGUACGGUCUGGGAACCGACAACAAUGUCACUAGAGUUGCUGUCAAGAUGCUCAAACCGAGUGCUCACUCGGAGGAGCGUGAAGCUCUGAUGUCUGAGCUGAAGAUCCUCAGCCAUCUUGGUUACCAUGACAAUGUUGUGAACCUACUGGGAGCCUGCACUCGAGGAGGCCCCAUGCUGAUGAUCACAGAGUACUGCAGCCAUGGUGACCUGCUCAACUUCUUGCGGGCUCAUGCUCAGGACUUCCUGGUGUCCAUUUUGAGGGUGGACGAGGUAGAGGAGGAGGCCUUCUACAAGAACAUGGCCGCGCAGCACACCAGGCUCAGGAGUGAUAGUGGCAUCUCGUGCUGUUCAGAGUAUCAGGAAAUGCAGCUGGUUCUGAGUCCAGGACAGCGCCACCAGGGUGUGCAGACAGACAGUCUGACUGUCACUGACCUCAUGAGGAUUUCGUACCAGGUGGCUCAGGGUCUGGACUUCCUGUCCACCAAGAAUUGUAUUCACAGAGAUGUGGCAGCGAGGAACGUCCUGCUGACCGAUCGCCGUGUUGCAAAGAUCUGCGACUUUGGUUUGGCUCGAGAUAUUCGCAACGAUGACAGCUACAUCGUGCAGGGAAAUGCCCGUCUCCCGGUGAAGUGGAUGGCUCCGGAGAGCAUCUUUCAGUGUGUUUACACCGUGCAGAGCGACGUCUGGUCUUAUGGAGUCUUACUCUGGGAAAUCUUCUCUCUGGGUAAGAGUCCAUAUCCAAAUGUUGCUGUGGAUUCAAAAUUCUACAAGAUGAUCAAAGAUGGCUACCACAUGGCCCAGCCAGACUUCGCUCCAGCAGAGAUGUAUCAGCUGAUGACUCUCUGCUGGAGUCUGGAGCCCACCGACAGACCAACUUUCAGAACGGUUGCUCAGCUUAUCAACAGGUUCCUCCCCUCUACCAAUGACAAGUCACCACAUCACAGCCACCAGUUGAUGUACAGAAACAUCAGCGAAUGCAGAGAAGAAGAAGAGGAGGUCAGAGGAAGAGAAACACUGAAGAGAGAAGAAGAAGAGCACCAUCAGAGAGAGCACCACAAUAAUAAUGAUGAGGAGGAGAAGGAGCUGAUGAUGAAGAACAUCUACCAGCUGUCCUGAUUGUCCAACUGGAAUAUGUUCUCAUGUUUUUAAUUCCUACUUUUCAUUUGUGGAUGGAUGAAUGCUGAUCCGAUUAUACUGAGGAGGUGACUCAUCCUCAUUUGAAACCCCCCUUGACUAACAGCGAUGUAAAGAAGAAACAUCUAUUCAACAGUGAGCCUGGACAAAUCCAGCUGCAAAACUGUCAUGAAUGAGUGAAGGCUGAUCUGAAAACACCAUCUGGACUCAGUCUGCCGCUCUCUGUUGUCAUUCUGCUCUGACUGCUCAGGUGUUUUCUGACAGACCCAACGACAUCUGUGAUUUGUUUCCACACAUUGGUCUGCUUUGUCUUCGUAACCUCACAGAGAAUUAAGAAGCCAGAGUUCAAAUGCUUGUGUAGUUACUCUGUGAGUGUGUUCUUGGGUCUCAUUCACUGUGUUUACAUGCAUUUCAGUGAUGGGCUACAGUCAGCUUUGUCCAGUCAGCUCAUCCUUCUUCACUGACAGCUGAAACCUAAUUUGGAUCCUGUAGUUGGCAUAGGGAAGUUAUGUACUCUGGCAGCUACACAACGUCCAUUUUAUUUCACUGACUUUGGUGUUAAUGUGUUUGAGUUCGGCAAUGUCUAGCAAGUUUAUUUUUAAUCAUCUGUAACCUGAAAUAUUUUUACAUUUUUAUUAAUCUGGUUAUAGUGUGGCCGACUUUGUCCUGAUCAGAAGUGUGUUUUUAUAUUUUGUUACCUGUGCUUUUAUAAAAAUAACCUGAAACUAACAACAGACUGACCCAGUCUGGAUGAUUUGUUAAAGGCUGUUUUCACCUUCAGCUGCUGAAUGAGGACACAUUCUCCGAGCUCACCUGAAAUCUCAGUGGAACACCUGUUUCACACCUGAUAUUUACAGAGUCAUAGAUUUUAAUGAGGGACAAGAAAAAUGAAAGCAUGAAAACUAUAGCAGGCUGUCAGGAUACUAAGACCAGACCCUGUGCUAUUGUGGAUGGUUUCAGCUCAAAUACUGAACUUGCAAAUCCUCUUAAUCUUUUUUUUUUUUGUCAGUUUGAUACCUUCACAGGCCGGCUGCUUGUAGGUUAGACCCGGUCAGGUAAACAAGUCCUGUACUGUACAGGGACACAAAGCCUGGUCACCUGGUCAUGAAAUAGGAUUAGCCCUUUUCUUCCACAGGUUAAGGAGUAACAGGGAGUUUUUCCUCCCCACUGUCACCAAGUGCUUGCUCAAGGGGGAUUUGUUGGGUUUUCCCUAUGUAAUA